GUUAAUAUAGUGGACAGUGGGGCAGGAGAGGCGUGGUGUUCACAUAAAACGAGACCGCAGGGAACACACUCCCUUCGAUAGUGACAGUUCACACGAGAGCGCUACAUCAGCUCGGUGUGACACAGCAGAGGCUAGUGUGCAUUUUCCUCUGGGCACAGAAGAUGCCAGUGUUGUUCUUGGCCCUGGAAUCCUGUGUCACAUCAUCCUGUCUGUAAGAGAAUCAAAUUUCAUUGACCUGCAGUGCACACGUUUCAGUCUAGUUUGAACUUCAAAAAGCACUUCUGUUGACGUGAGUGCUCUAGGCUGAAUUUUAAUUCUGGUGAGAUGUCUCAGCCUCAGUACUUCCGACUGUGAAAGCAUGACUGAAGAGCACCGAGUCCUCUGAACAGUAUGGUUGAGUUACAGUUGGGUUGGUUUGGAGUGCAAACCUCUUCUCCUUUGCUAAGGCUGGGUUUGCUGCCAAAUUACUGUCUCUCACGCAAGAGGGUUUGAUUGGACGGCCAUACCUGUAGCUGAUCUUGUUCCUUGUUAAUGUAAAACGCUAAAGUUACGACACAUUGCUCUUGACUGCAUAGCCAAUAUCCAAAUAUUUUGGCAUGGUCUCAACUAGAUUCAUUGUCUGUGCAGUUCACCUUGAAAUGUCUUGGCUAUUUCUUUUGGUUUAGGGUAACUUUGGACCCUGGUUGUUACUUCAGAAAAUAGUUCUUAUGCCUUGCAGCUUGGGUUAUGGGGGCCUGCCUAGUAAUAAUUUCUUGCAUUUAUUAAGUUUUUUUUUUAUUUCAGAGUGCUUUAUAUAAAGUAGGUGACCCCCUGAGCAUGUGAAGUAGCUAUUAGGUGACAGAUAUUUUUGUUUCAGAUGAACUGUUGGAAGUACCAGCCGGUUUAUCUUGUUUGGAAAUUUCUAGGAAAGGUAAUAUUGUUAUAUAAUAUAGUUUGCUGGCUUCCUUACUGUGAAAGGGUUUUGUGAUAUCUAGACAACAGACAUUUUUUAUUGAAGUGGGUAGGAUAUUGCUAUUUAGGGAAACGCAGACAGUUGCAAGAAAUGUGUAUAGGCCACUGGUGUCCCCCCUUUUCCCCAGAUAGUUGCUUUCAAGAGUUUCUGUUGUAAAAAUCUGCUUUGCUUGAGAUAAUGUUCUUCGGGACCUGCAUGAUGCAGAAGGUCAAGCUCACACAGUUUUCUGUCUCUGCUCCAUUUUGUGUUAAAUGUUUUUUUUUUAUUCCUUGUGUAGGCUGCUCAUUUUAACAAGACCGACAUCUUUCUGUUUGUGUCGUGAUGAAUGGUAGUGACAGUCUCUACGGGGUGACCAGUCCAGCGCUGAUCCGAGUUGUCUUUCCUGAUUACAUUAGCGCAGAGUCCAGAAUGUCAGAGAUUUUGCUUGUUUCCUGGAAGCAGUUUUCCUGCAGGAAUUAUUUCCAGAAGAGUUUUAGAAUCACAGGAUGCAAGACCCUUGAAGGCCAGUUAUGUCAUGAUCACAUGAUAAACUAAUGUAAUAACUCUUGACACGGUGAUCAUUUGUAUAUGCUCUAGUAGAUGCUAUUUAAUGACAACUGUUGCCCUCUGCUGACUGCCUCUGGCAUCGACAAAGGGUCGUUUUGUUGUUAAGAUCAGAGUCCCGACCAGCUACGAGACAGUUGGUUUAGGAAGAUCUAGGCUCUUGAAGACGCAUAUAUUCUUCACAGCAAGUGACGUUUCUGACCGUAUCUGGUAGCAUUGGAGGCAAAGAGGGAGGGGCUGCCCACAAGAAAGCUCUCACAAAGUCAGGGAGUCUCUUGAAGAAAUGUAAGCUCUGCAAACGGGGGGGAAAGGAAAACAAAGGUCUACACACUAUUCAGCCUGUUCCAGGACCCACAGACAUCAGUAUUCUACUUUCCCUUUAAGAAUUAUUCACCCCCUGUGCAUCAAGGUGAGCACCUGACAAGUUUUGACGAUAAUAAACAAUUCAAGAGCAACUUUAAAAUCCUGUCCUGCCUCAAGUAUCCUGAUGGAGCCAGGAAGACGCCUUCAUUCAAGGUGGCGAGGUUGAAUUGGCAGCAGAGCUAAGACCGCAGAAAUGAAAAGCAGCUAGGACUUCCUGGGAUCUCCACGUCUUCCUUGUCCUCCAUGGCGGUGCUUGUCCACUUGCUAGCCUGUGCCUUCGGGCUAGGGUCCUGGGUGGCCAUCAAUGGCCUGUGGGUGGAGCUGCCCCUGAUCGUGAACGAGCUUCCGGAAGGCUGGUACCUACCGUCCUACCUGACUGUCAUCAUCCAGUUGGCCAACGUGGGGCCUCUGCUGGUCUCUCUGAUUUACAAGUUCUCUCCGGGCCGGCUGAAAGAAAUCGCCAUCAUCUACAUCAUUGUGUCUGUCGGGACCGUCUCGUGUUUCCUGCUGGCCUUGUUCUGGAAGGAGACCUCAGUGGUCAUGGGGAGGCUGCACAGCACCGCCUUCCUCAUCAUCACCUUCUUCCUGUCCUUGGUGGACUGCACCUCCUCUGUCACCUUCCUGCCUUUUAUGAUGCAGCUGCCGGCCAAGUACGUGACGACAUACUUCAUCGGGGAAGGCCUGAGCGGUUUUGUGCCUGGGUUGGUGGCUCUGGGCCAGGGUGUAGGCAUAGCCAAGUGUGUUAACGUCACCAAGCAGCAGGACAACAUUACCGAGGAAGGCACCUUGGAUGUACUUCACACUCUCCAGCCUGAGUACCUCCCCCCCACCUUCUCCACAGAAGUGUUCUUCUUCUUCUUGACAGCCAUGAUGGUGGUCUGCCUGUCUGCUUUUGUCUUCCUCAACAGAGUCUCCAGGACCUUUGAGCUCUCCACCGAGAACUUAGUGACAGAUUCUGUAGUAACCAUCUCGUCUGGCCUGGACAACAGAGUAAUGGAAGCCACCGGAGAAGCAGAUCCCAGGCCUGUGAAUCUUGGAGACCCAGGCGAAAACAAUGAGAUCUCGCCUGGGACCAGGAGUGCGAUGAUAAAAGCAAGCCACUCUGUAUAUGAGUUUGCAUUCAUUUACUUCCUUGUCCUCUGGGUGAAUGCACUGACCAAUGGCCUGUUGCCCUCAGUUCAGACUUACUCCUGCAUGCCCUAUGGGAACAUGGCUUAUCACCUGUCUGCAACACUGGGAUCUAUGGCCAACCCUGUUGCGUGCGUCAUUGCUAUGUUUCUGCCCCGAAGGUCUCUGGUGCUCCUGGGGGUCCUCUGUCUAGCUGGGACAGGUUUUGGGGCCUACAACAUGGCCAUGGCAGCCCUGAGUCCCUGCCCAUUGCUGCAGGGCACCACUGUGGGAGUUGCUGUAAUUAUCCUCUCCUGGGUACUCUUCGCUGGGACGUUAUCCUAUGUCAAAGUGAUGGUGGGAGUUAUACUACGAGAUGAGAGCCACAGCGCCCUCGUGUGGUGUGGAGUAGCAGUACAGACAGGAUCGAUGGUUGGAGCCCUGGUCAUGUUCCCACUAGUUAAUGUGUUUUACGUGUUCAAGGCAGGGGACAUCUGCAAUACAAAGUGUUCUUCUUGACAGCAAAGCAUGGAUAAAAUAUUUCCUGAGAAAGAAAACACCCCAUAUUAUUAUUAUUCUCUUUAUUUUUCUUUUCUAAGCCAUAAAUUAAUUACAUGAACGUCAGCAUCAAAAGAACUGUUGUACCCAUUAGUAGAGAAUAUUCCAUAUGCAACAGAGGGUGAAGGUGUGUGUUUUUGUGAUAGUACUUUAAAACAAAUGAGGCAACACAGUUUAAAAAGAAAAGGGCAACUUUCAGGAGGUAGCGUAGCAUAGCGAGUAUGUUUCUGGACACAUGACUGUGAGGUUGUGGGUUCAGAUCCAAGCUGUUGUACCUUGACUGAGGUACUUCACACAGUUGUGUAAAUGAGGAUGAGUAUUUGCUCUGGUUAGGCUCUGUGAGGAAAAGCUGCCCCAGCCAGAGGAGGUGUUAUAUGCUCUGUUUGCUUAAUGGAAAUCAAGAUAAUCUCUGAGCCCCUGAACGGUUGUGGCUUGAAUAUAGAAAUGACUCACCUUCCACUUCACAGUAUGUUUUUUCCCCCCAUUGUCUUGUACCUGCAUCUGUGUGUGUUGUUUACAGUCUGACCCAUUUUAUGAAAAUUAGUGAAGUGUUAUGAUUAAUGGAUUAUUGUAAAAGUAAAUAAGUAUGGUCCUUAAGUCAAACUGGCACAUAAAUAUGCUAAUUAAAGGGUGAAGCUUUCAGUUCACUAUGCCUUU
Lepisosteus oculatus (spotted gar) is the source of this 4180-nucleotide messenger RNA. RefSeq names its product solute carrier family 52 member 3-1 (gene slc52a3-1). The record is from RefSeq and is a predicted model, not a curated record. NCBI's taxonomy places the organism in Eukaryota, Metazoa, Chordata, Actinopteri, Semionotiformes, Lepisosteidae. Gene Ontology annotation, biological process: riboflavin transport. Gene Ontology annotation, cellular component: plasma membrane. Gene Ontology annotation, molecular function: riboflavin transmembrane transporter activity.